AUGAAGCGGCUGCUGGUACUCUGCGGGGGCCUUCUGGCCUUGGCCGGCGUGGCCCCCGUGCCCCUGCAGAACAGGGCGCUGGAGAUGGUGCUGGACGAGUUCCACAACAAAACCCACGUCCACUUCGUCUUUAAGCAGCAAGCCGUGGUUGAGAGCGUGGAAACGCAGCUCCAGAUGGGGACCUUUGUCCAGCUGGAAGUCGAUCUGGUUCAGACGCCCUGCAGGAAAUCGCAACGAGGGACGCAGAACUGCCGGAUCAAGACAGGCGGGAGGAAGCAGAAGUGUCUGGCUUGCUUCAAAUUCGACUCCAGUGAAAACAUGUUGGACAAAUCGGUGCGGUGCCUGUCGCAGCAAGUGCCGUUCUUCCAGGAGGUGAGGAAGAAGCAGGCGCGGGAAUGCGAGCAGGUCAGGAUGGAGGGUGAAGAGUACUACCGGCCGGGCGUGUUCGCCUUUUCCAGGGGGCUCCCGGUGGGGUCCAGCUGAGGCCACCCCCCCCCAGAAGAAGGCCGAGUCCUCUGAACAGGCCUCGCGGUGACUUCCAGCCCAAGAGAGCAGCAUCCCAGCCAAGCCGCCACCCAGUGCGACUGAACCACCGACCUGCCGCCGUUUCCUCUGCCCGGAUUUUGAUCUCUAUUUACUCCUAACAAUAAA
Messenger RNA from Gekko japonicus, 651 nucleotides. RefSeq names its product retinoic acid receptor responder (tazarotene induced) 2 (gene RARRES2). The transcript has 5 exons. Bases 1 to 483 code for a protein of 160 amino acids. The record is from RefSeq and is a predicted model, not a curated record. NCBI's taxonomy places the organism in Eukaryota, Metazoa, Chordata, Lepidosauria, Squamata, Gekkonidae. Gene Ontology annotation, biological process: inflammatory response; regulation of lipid catabolic process. Gene Ontology annotation, molecular function: cysteine-type endopeptidase inhibitor activity; signaling receptor binding.